Molecule: messenger RNA, 1335 nt
Organism: Aspergillus niger
Lineage: Eukaryota; Fungi; Ascomycota; Eurotiomycetes; Eurotiales; Aspergillaceae
Exons: 4
Coding region: 1-1335 (444 amino acids)
Molecular function (GO): catalytic activity
Source: RefSeq, a predicted model, not a curated record
AUGUUGAACAGUGCGGUUGAUUCCCGCAUUUUCCGCAACCUUUUUGGAACCGAAGAGAUUCGUGACAUUUUCUCAGAUGAAGCGUACAUCAAGUGCUUGAUCGAAGUUGAAAUUGCUCUUGCGCGAGCUGAAGCAACAUUCAAUGUUAUCCCUCAAGAAUCGGCCGAUGUUAUUGCAGAGAAGGCCAAGUACGAAAAUCUAAACCUCAGUCGCAUGGCCGCAGACACCGAAAAUGUUGGGUAUCCUGUUUUGCCGCUGGUAUGGCAACUGGCUGAGAUGGUACCCCAAGAGCAUGCCAAGUACAUCCAUUGGGGCGCCACGACUCAAGAUAUCAUGGACUGCGCUUCCAUGGUGCAAAUCCGUAGGGGACUCGUUGUCGUCCGUCGGAACCUUCAUGAAUUAGAUACAGCUUUAAGGGCUCUUUCGGAGAAAUACGCCGACACACCCAUGGCAGGCAGGACCCAUCUCCAGCAUGCGCUCCCGAUUACAUUCGGCUAUAAAUGCGCCGUAUAUCUCUCAGGUAUUCAACGGCAUAUCCAACGAUUGGCCGAAAUAGAACUUCGAUGUUUGCUGGUCCAAUUCGGUGGCGCGGCUGGCACGUUGGCCUCGCUCGGCUCAGAUAAUACCGGUCUACAAGUGCGAAAGCAACUUGCGAGGGAACUUGGGCUACAUGAUCCAUCAAUUACAUGGCAUGUGGCACGCGAUCACGUUGCAGAGGUUGUCAAUUUCCUCGCGCUAGUCGGGGGAUCUCUCGGAAAGAUCGCUCUAGAUAUCAUCAUCAUGUCGUCUAACGAGGUUGCCGAAGUGGCUGAGCCCUUCGUACCGUUUCGGGGGGCGUCGUCAACUAUGCCUCAAAAGCGAAACCCCAUAUCAAGCGAAGUUAUACUUGCCUCUUCGAAGCUGCUUCGGUCUAACGCAUCAUUGGCUCUGGAUGCCAUGGUGUCCGAUUUCGAACGAGCUUCCGGCCCCUGGCACCUGGAGUGGAGCUGCAUACCAGAUUCCUUUGUACUAUGCUGUGGUGCACUCCACCAAGCAAACUUCAUUAUGAGGGGACUUCUCGUCAACACCGACGUUAUGUCAAGCAAUCUCAAUAUGACCAAGGGCUUGAUUGUUGCGGAGGCCGUGAUGAUGGGAACUGCGCCGAAGAUUGGUCGCCAGAGAGCACAUGAUGUGGUUUAUGAGGCCUGCACAAAGGCAAUUGAGGGAAACCUCCCCUUAAUUGAUAUUCUCCGACAGGAUGAGAGUCUAGUGGCUCAGGUCGGGGAGGAGAAGCUGAGGUCUCUCUGUGAUCCAUGGGUUCGAUCUGGAGUUAAAGACGUAACGGAUUAUGGUUGA